Carassius gibelio (silver crucian carp) is the source of this 2078-nucleotide messenger RNA. RefSeq names its product neurensin-1-like. Gene Ontology annotation, cellular component: neuron projection; neuronal cell body; transport vesicle. The transcript has 3 exons. Gene Ontology annotation, biological process: nervous system development. NCBI's taxonomy places the organism in Eukaryota, Metazoa, Chordata, Actinopteri, Cypriniformes, Cyprinidae. Bases 104 to 700 code for a protein of 198 amino acids. The record is from RefSeq and is a predicted model, not a curated record.
GAGGAUGUGGCGCAUGCGCAGUGCGUCUCUGUCAGUCGAGCGCAUCGUUGGCUGUGCGGAGUGAAGAAGAGCAGCUCCACCUCGGUGAUGACAGAUGUGAAGAAUGACUUCCUGCUCAGAGAUCUGUGGCUCGGAGUAUGCUGAGCAGAGCCAUGGUGCCCUCAGCAGCGGUUACCAGGGUUAUGGGGUGCGUUCCUACCUGCACCAGUUCUACGAGGAGUGCACCGCUUCCAUCUGGGAGCGCGAUGAAGAUUUUCAGACACAGAGAUCGCCGAGUCGCUGGAGCUCUGUGCUCUGGAAGGUCUGUCUCGCGCUGGGCGCUCUGAUUUUGGUAGCGGGGUUAUCUGUGCUGCUGGUGGGCUAUGCCACACCCCCUCGACUUGAAGCCUUUGGAGAAGAUGAGCUGCUGUUUGUGGAUGGCCGCGCAGUGCGCUUCAACAGGGCCCUGGAUGCCUGUAAGCUGGCCGGAGCCGUGCUGUUCUGUGUGGGUGGCAGCGGGAUGGCAGUGGGGCUGCUGCUGGCCGCCUGCUCUCAUGGCAGCUCCAAGGAAGAGCUUCAUCUGCAGCAGCGCUUCAAAGAGCGGCUCGCUGAGAUCCAGGCCUCCGUUCAGCCCGUCACCCGCGCUCCCACCCCCGGAGACGCUAAGGUUCCUGUCACACUCUCCAAAGUACAAAGUGUUCAGCCCGGAGCCGAGACCUGACCUCUCAUCAAUCAAACCACACAUUAAAUGUCAGAUGGUUUCGUGCAAAACAAAACAACAGUUCCUGGAACAGUAGAGAUAGAUAACACUGCACUCUCUCUGGCGCAUAUCAUUUAGUCUAUGUUGAGCAAGAACACUGAGAGUAUUUAUGGUGAUUAACGUAAGUGUUCCCUGUUGAUAUACUUGUGCGCUACAGCUAGGAAUCAGAACACCUUUAGGCUCCUGUUCCAAAGAGCAACAUAUUCUUCAGAGGUGUCAAGGCAUGUGCGUAUUAAUACUGAAUAAGCUAGAAUAGUUCCUCUAUUACAAUGACCCCAAACACAGCCCCUCACUGUAAUCGCAAUUUGAUAAAUGAGAAAAUUUACUUGGUAAAACUCAUAAAUGAGCAGAAUGGAGGCCUGGCAUCCGCAGCAAAUUCAUCACGGCUGGUUUACUAACGCUGUCAUUGCUCGUUCAGAAAGCAUCACGUUGGUUCAUUGCCGUCACCUAAGGUGCAAUUUGUCACUAAAUCUCUCCUAGCGAAUGCUUCGCUUUCUAUUGCUAUGGUCAAUCAAUAGUUAGUUGACAGAACACAAUGUGUUCCGAGCCACAGUUUCAUACAUCUCAAUAUCACGCAUCCGUUCUGCUCAAACACAUCAUAAAAUAUAUUUAGGUUAAGAUGCGCCUGUGGGAUUAUGUAAUGGCCUCUCUUUGUGUUGAACAUCCUUCUUGCUCCAUCAUUAGUGCCCUCCUUACGCUAUUGUUCUGCUGGAGAUAACAUCAUCUUUUCUUUCUGUCGGCUUUCCUGUUUCGUGUUUCUCUUUGGCUUCAUGGCAUGGCAUGUGCCACUCAUUGCUAAAAACAAUUAUUUUGCUUAGGUAUUUGCAUCUUAUUAUUGUUAUAUUUUCUAAUUUGAUUAUCGCAAAUGUUGCAUGAUGACAAUUCAGUGAAACUUUGUAAACUACUUUCAAGAAGGUUGAUAAAGGAUGAAAAACAGUCACCUUUUCUUUUUAGAGUGAUCUUUUGUGUUAUUUAUUGAUUAUGAAUUAUCAUUGAACAUACUGUAUAUGCAUUCAGAUGUUUGAAAAUGAAGAGGCUUUCUAAUAAACUUAGGAUAUUAAAUAAUCUAUUAAUAAGGCCUAAAUGAAGUCUAAAUAUAUAACAUUUAUAAUAUCGGCUGCUUCAAGAAUUGAUUCUUCUUGUUUAAACUGACAUAUGUAGAUGUGUUUCGAGAGGCGUGUUGAUCACAAACGCUGGUGAUCGUCUCAAACUGUCAAAUGCUCCGGUUUGGUUUGUCCAUCUGCUCUUGGGAAGGAGACAAAAUGUUUCGAAGCUUUUCUUGGAGAAAUGUCUAUUUUUCAGCAAACAGAAUAAAAAUGACUGUUUGUUGUUUCUUCCA